Messenger RNA from Cyphellophora europaea CBS 101466, 1086 nucleotides. RefSeq lists its product as uncharacterized. The transcript has a single exon. Lineage: Eukaryota; Fungi; Ascomycota; Eurotiomycetes; Chaetothyriales; Cyphellophoraceae. Bases 1 to 1086 code for a protein of 361 amino acids. Gene Ontology annotation, molecular function: dioxygenase activity. The record is from RefSeq and is a predicted model, not a curated record.
AUGGCGCCCAUGGCUGUGGAUGUCGCAGCUGACGCCGUUGGCAUUGUUGUGGAUAUCAAGUUGCCGGUCGGGAAACACAGUGAUACACAUAACGGAAUUGGCUCCAGAUCUCAACUAGAACAGAGUAUCAAGGAUCACGGACUGACAGCCUUAUGGAAUGUGGGACGCAAUGUGACUCUGCCAGAACCUAGAACCAAACAUGUGCCUAGCGUAUGGCGGUACAAGGAUACGAAAGCACACCUGCUAAGAGCCGCCGCCUUGGUCCCCCCGGAAGAGGCAGAGCGAAGAGCACUGAUUAUGAUUAAUCCAGGCCCCCAAAUGCCGCCACACACAUCGGAUACUCUUCUCUCGGCGCAUCAGCUGCUUCUUCCUGGAGAACGAGCAUUGUGUCAUCGCCAUACUCCAUUCGCCGUACGAUUUCUUAUCGAGGGACAUCAUGGUUUCACGGCUAUAGCAGGAAAGAAGAUGUAUAUGGAGCCAGGAGACAUGAUUAUAACACCUCAGUGGCACUGGCAUGACCACGGGAACGACGGCAACGAAAAUGUUAUCUGGUUAGACGGGCUGAAUAUUCCCUUCUUCAACCUGAACCCUAUCGACUUCCUCGACGAGUACAAAGAUUUGCACGGAACCAUCACACAUGAAUCAAAAGUGGUCGUCGACGAAGACUGUACGGAGAUGAAGUUUCCAUGGAAGUCUACCAAGGCACACCUCGAUGCUUCUGAUGCAAGCCAUGCGAUACAUGAGUACCGACUUCCGGAUGGAGGGCAGGUCAACUCCAUCAUUGCUGCUUCAGCUGAGCGUAUCUUGCCAGGUACGAUAACUGCACCACGACAAGACACUUGUAAUAGAAUCUAUCAAGUCCACUCUGGCAGCGGGACUGCGGUCGUUACAGCGCCGAGGGGGGAUAAGACCUUCGACUUGAAAUGGUCUCAUGCUGAUACCUUUGUGAUCCCCAGCUGGUACAAGUUCACGAUUCAGGCCAGCGGAGACGAGACUGCUUAUCUCUUCACAUUCUCGGACUUAGCACUGCUGGAGAAUCUGGAAAUCUACAGGGCAAAUGAAUUUGCUGAGUCUACUAUGCCAUGA